GAAAAAAAAUUUAAUUCUCAUCACUCCAUAUCUCAUCUCUCUUUUUAGGUAGUAUAAAGAUUUUGCCUUUACCUUAUUUUAGUUAAAUUUCUCUUCUUCUUCUUACUUUUAUGAUCUUUUACAUUGGAUGAUCGAUCUUGUUUUUUGUUUAUUUCUGUUAAUUUAUUAAUGAUUAACUGCCUAUAAAUAUAUAGAGAGAUUGUACAGUAGUGAUAUGCAUGGAUUAAUUAGAGAGAAGGGUCGUUUUGUUUUGUUUAUUUUAUCAUUUUGGCGGUGGUGGUAGUGGUGGUGGUGGUUGUUGUGGUGGUGAUGGUGAUGUUCAGAUAGUUUAUGUUGCGUAUUGUCAAGAGUUAAAUCAAAAGCGGGCCCUUUUUAAUUGCUGCCUCCUUUCUUGUGUACAAUCUUUCUCUUUGCACUUAUCCGUACACAGACUCAACUAAACCCUAUCUGUUUCCUCCGAAUCUAUCUGCAACCAACAAAAAUAUAUUAAAUAUAAGUCAUCAACUUGCUGUUUUUUUUAAUGUUUUUGGAGUUUUAAAAAGGGAACUGAAAAAAAAUGAAGAGUUUUCAGUUGCAUGUUGAAGAUCUGGUUAAAAACGAAGUAAACCCUAUGCCAACUGCUUGUUUUGAUGGUAUGGAUGAAGAACGGGUUAUCGACGGCGGCGGUUGUGGUGGCAGUGGUGAUGGUGGUGAGAAUAGAGAGAUCUGGAUUGAUAGGGAGCAAGAAGAAUUUCUUGAUUCUUCAAUUUUUUAUGGUGAUUUUCCUCCGCUUCCGGAUUUUCCUUGCAUGUCGUCAUCUUCGUCUUCUUCGUCAACUCCUGCUCCGGUGAAGCCGAUGGCUUCUUCAUCGUCGUCUUCUUCGGCUUCGUCUUCGUCUUCUGCGGCUUCUUGGGCCGUUUUGAAGUCGGACGCUGAAGAAGAUGUUGAUAAGAAGAAUUUCGAUCAUAAUCAUAAUCAAUAUCAGUUUUAUGAUCAAGUGGAACCAUCCACUGCGGCGUUGUCUUCAACUGCUUCCAUGGAAAUCACUCCGCAGUCUGAUCACGGUGGUGCAACAGAAGGUGGCGGUUGCAUGGACGUGAUGGAGAAUUUCGGGUACAUGGAUCUGAUCGAGAGCGAUGAUUUUUUCGAUCCGUCUUCUAUUUUUCAACAGGAUGAGCAUUUCUUAGACGGGUUUAAUCAAGAACAUCAUAGUCUGCAAAUAGAGCAGAAUCGCCGGCCGCAAGACCAUGAACAUGAACAGAUGAUGACACAGACCAAAACGGAAGACACUGGCGCCGAGUCCGACGAUCUGGCGAGUGUGUUCUUAGAGUGGCUAAAGAGCAACAAGGAGAGUGUUUCAGCAGAAGAUUUGAGGAAGGUGAAAAUCAAGAAGGCAACAAUAGAGUGUGCUGCGAAGCGAUUGGGCGGUGGUAAAGAAGCUAUGAAACAGUUAUUGAAACUUAUUCUUGAAUGGGUUCAGACUAAUCAUCUUCAAAAAAGGCGAAUCAAAGAAUCGUCUUCUACGAAUGAUCUUUCGCAACAAAACCCUAAUCCGAUUCCUACUGCAAACCCUAAUUUUAAUGAGCAAUCACCAAAUUGUUUCACUCACUCUCCUUGGAUUGCACCGCCGCCACCUUAUGAUCCGAUGACGGUCAUGCCUGGUUUUUCACCUAUGGUUGGUUAUAAUAUGGGUGACCCGUUUUGUAAUGGAGCUUCCAAUAUGGCUGGCCACUCUUACCCGCCACAACAACCAGAUUAUCACAUGCUUGAAUCUGCACAAUCUUGGCCUGCUUCACAAUUCGGUUUGCCUUCACAUUAUUCGCCAUUUCCGGACAAUAAUCUUCAGUCUAUACCAGGGCACGCUCCCGUUUAUCCCGGUUAUGGAAAUCAAUACCCGUGUGCGUAUCUCCCCGGACAAGGUGGUGAUAGGUUGAUGAGAUUAGGCUCUUCAGCAACUAAAGAAGCAAGGAAGAAAAGAAUGGCUAGACAACGGAGGUUUCUGUCGCAUCACCGGAAUCACAGUCUUCACAAUAAUCACCAAACUCAGGGCUCAGACCACCAUGCACAGCUCGCAAAUGAUAAUGUUGUGCCGGCAACUCCUCAAGCUAGCCACCCUGGGAAUUGGGUGUAUUGGCCAACAACCGCACCGGCUGUUGGUUCCAUUCCGCCGUCGGCUAUUGUACCUAUGGAUGCACCACCUUUGCAUACAGUAGAUCGGACUGUCAUGCAAACCAACCCGAAUCUUCAGCGGCAACAACCUACACCGGAGAGGCGACAGGGAUGGAAAUCUGAGAAGAAUUUGAGGUUUCUUCUUCAAAAAGUGUUGAAGCAGAGUGAUGUGGGUAAUUUGGGAAGAAUAGUGUUGCCAAAGAAAGAAGCAGAAACUCAUCUGCCAGAACUGGAGGCAAGAGAUGGAAUUUCUAUAGCAAUGGAGGAUAUAGGAACUUCUCGUAUUUGGAACAUGCGCUAUAGUUUCAGAUUCUGGCCGAACAAUAAAAGCAGGAUGUAUCUCCUUGAAAACACUGGAGAUUUUGUGAAAACAAAUGGACUCCAAGAAGGAGAUUUCAUAGUGAUCUACUCAGAUGUCAAAUGUGGCAAAUAUUUGAUACGAGGAGUGAAGGUGAGGCAAGCUGCAGCAAUCGGAGCAAAACCCGAAAGCAAGAAAUCAGCAAAAUCACAAAGAAAUAAUGGGAAUGCAAAUGCAAGUUCAUCAUCAUUCCAUCAAACACAGACUCAAACAGUAAAGUAAAAAAGAAAAAAUAAUCAAUACGACAGAGUCCCAGUCUCUCUCCUUCAUGCAUGAAACUAGGUCGACAAGUGUACGGUGAAGUUUUUCAAAAGUAACCCUAGAUUCUCUGCACUAUCCACUCACAGUUCAACAAAAGUAUGUAGUUUGGUACGCAGAUCACAACCGCCCGAUGCUAUUAUGGAGGCGAUUAUAUAUCUUAAUCAACGGGCUCAAAUCAUGUGUUUUUGAGGGGAUAUAUAUCUAUAAUAUAUAGUAUGUAAUAUGAUAUUAUGAUAUAAUUAUUGAUGUUAAUGUGUUGUUAAUUAGGAGUUCGAUCUCUAUGAUGGUUGAUCAUUUGGAGAUAUGACUAUUACCAACCGAUGUUGUGCACUUGGUAAUUGUUGAUAUA
Molecule: messenger RNA, 3116 nt
Organism: Mercurialis annua (annual mercury)
Lineage: Eukaryota; Viridiplantae; Streptophyta; Magnoliopsida; Malpighiales; Euphorbiaceae
Product: B3 domain-containing transcription factor ABI3
Exons: 6
Coding region: 557-2728 (723 amino acids)
Molecular function (GO): DNA binding; DNA-binding transcription factor activity
Source: RefSeq, a predicted model, not a curated record